AUGGAUCGUUCAGAAGGCUCAUCGCUAUCUCGCGAUGCCGUCAUGCUCACCAAGGAGUAUUUGGCACAAGACCUGGUACCAUCAAUACUUGGUGUCACUGGUGUCUUCUGCUUCCUCUCUCUUAUCAUUGUGUCGCUCCGUCUGUAUGCACGCGCAUUCAUGGUACGGCGCUUAGGUUGGGAGGAUCUUCUGAUCUUCAUCACGGGACUUUUCGUUCUUGGAUGCUGGAUCUGCUUUGUCGGCGAGUCGAAGACUGGAGUUCUCGGUCGACACAUGGAGACCGUCACGAUACCGCAAUAUGAACGUUUCUUGUUGUGGACAUUCCCGCACCAACUCUUCCUAUCGCUCGGUGUUGGCACAUUCAAGUGCAGUGUUGGCUUCUUUCUGAUUCGAGUUGCUUUCAUCACAAUCUGCUCCCUCGUAUAUGCUUCGACACUCUUCUGGGCGUGUAUUCCUCUUCGAGCCAACUGGCAUCUGGACGAGCAGAAGGAUGCAAAGAUGAUCUCGACCAAGGUGUGGAUGGGUCUCGCGAUGUGGAACAGCAUCUCGAACAUGCUGACGGACAGCAUCUUGGCUCUCUGGCCCAUGCCACUCGUGCUCAGAAUGAGGGUGUCAACAUUCAAGAAGGCCGCGCUUGUAGCCGCAUUGAGCCUGGGUUGGUUGGCAGUCGUGUGCGGAGCAGUCAAGACGUGGGCCAUGUGGAACUAUUUCAGCGUCACAGACAAGUACUACAAGGACCAGAUCCGCCGCUCUUCAUCUUCCAAAAACGACAGUGGAAAGAUUGUCUUGAUGCCGCCGGUGGUCAUGCUAGCGAAACCGGCCCAGGCACGUAUUCGCCGACCAAUCAUUACGUGGACAGGCAUGGGCUUCACCUCGUUCCAGGAUGGCGAAGAGUUCAAGUACGAUGAUCGGGAACGAAGUGGUUCGAGAACAGCGCUGAGUUUUGCUGCAAACGUACCCGAUAUGUCGGCGAAAUACUGGUAUACAGCAGCAAGCUAUCUUGGCUGUGGCAAUUAUGGCGAUGUCAUACCUUGCAUGCGCAGCAAGAACAUGACCGACAUCCUCGAAGCUGCCGCCAAAGUGCCUUACGAGCCGACAACAGCGCUAUAUCAACCAGUCUUCCAUCCCACCAUCGACAACCAGACCGUAUUCGCCGACUACGCUUCCCUAUCCGCCAACGGCAAUUUCGCAAGAAUACCCUAUCUAGCAGGUAACGUCGACUACGAAGCCGGCUUUUACAAACUAGCUGCUUGGGCAACCAACAGAACUUUAACACCCACUCAAUGGGACAACUUUAUCCUAUCUGGCUUCACCUGCCCCAACAGCACCGAAACUGCAAAUCGGGCAAAAUACAAUGUUCCCACCUGGCAAUAUCGCUACUUUGGCGAGUGGAAAAAUUUGCGCUUGAUGUAA
This is a messenger RNA of Aureobasidium musti, 1413 nucleotides long. The record is from the annotation of a GenBank genome assembly. NCBI's taxonomy places the organism in Eukaryota, Fungi, Ascomycota, Dothideomycetes, Dothideales, Saccotheciaceae.